Conger conger (European conger) is the source of this 3036-nucleotide messenger RNA. It is a transcript of the gene fxr1, whose product is annotated as FMR1 autosomal homolog 1. The record is from RefSeq and is a predicted model, not a curated record. Gene Ontology annotation, cellular component: neuronal ribonucleoprotein granule; presynapse; neuronal cell body. The coding region runs from base 53 to 2104 and encodes 683 amino acids. Gene Ontology annotation, biological process: regulation of mRNA stability; regulation of dendrite morphogenesis; positive regulation of protein phosphorylation. Gene Ontology annotation, molecular function: mRNA 3'-UTR binding; translation regulator activity; protein homodimerization activity. NCBI's taxonomy places the organism in Eukaryota, Metazoa, Chordata, Actinopteri, Anguilliformes, Congridae. The transcript has 17 exons.
CAUAAUCCGUACAUUUCUAGAAUCCUUUCCCAGCAUACAUUGCGUGUCCAAUAUGGAGGAACUGACAGUAGAGGUCCGUGGCUCCAACGGAGCAUAUUACAAGGGGUUUGUCAAAGAUGUCCAUGAUGACUCUCUCACCAUUGUCUUCGAAAAUAACUGGCAGCCGGAGCGGCAGGUUCCCUUCUGCGACGUGCGUCUCCCGCCCCCGUCCGACGGCAAGAGGGACAUCGGCGAGGGGGAAGAGGUGGAGAUUUUCUCCAGAGCCAACGAGCAGGAGCCGUGCGGGUGGUGGCUGGCCAAAGUGAGGAUGAUGAAGGGAGAUUUCUACGUGAUCGAAUACGCCGCGUGCGACGCCACAUACAACGAGAUCGUCACCUUCGAGCGCCUGCGGCCCGUCAACCGCCACGCGGCCGUCACCAAGAGCACCUUCUCCAAGUGCGCGGUGGCCGUGCCCGACGACCUGAAGGCCGCGUGUGAACAAGAAGGAGCGCACAAAGAUUUCAAAAAGGCGGUGGGAGCCUGUCGGAUCGUCUACUGCCCGGACACGAGCAAACUGGUGGUUCUGUCCAAGAGCGAGGCCACGGUGAAGAGGGUGGCCAUCCUGAGCGACAUGCACCUGCGCAGCCUGCGGACCAAGCUGAUGCUGGUGUCCCGGAACGAGGAGGCCACCAAGCACCUGGAGAACACGAAGCAGCUGGCCUCGGCCUUCCAGGAGGAGUUCUCGGUGCGGGAGGACCUGAUGGGCCUGGCCAUCGGCAGCCACGGCAGCAACAUCCAGCAGGCCCGCAAGGUGCCGGGGGUCACCGCCAUCGAGCUGGACGAGGACCGGGGAACCUUCCGGAUCUACGGGGAGUCUGCAGAAGCGGUCCAGAAGGCCAGGAGUUACCUGGAGUUCCUCGAGGACUCUGUGCCCAUCCCCAGGAACUUGGUUGGCAAGGUGAUCGGCAAAAACGGGAAGGUCAUCCAGGAGAUCGUGGAUAAAUCCGGGGUGGUUCGCGUCCGGAUCGAGGGCGAUAAUGACAACAAGCUUCCUCGACAAGAAACACAGGGAACGGUCCCGUUCACGUUUGUCGGCACGAAGGAGAGCAUCGGGAACGUGCAGGUCCUGCUGGAGUACCACAUCUCCUACCUGAAUGAGGUGGAGCAGCUGCGCUUGGAGAGGCUGCAGAUCGAUGAGCAGCUGAGGCAGAUCGGCAUGGGCGUGCGGCCCUCCCCCGGCCGGCCCGUGGAUAAGGAGAAGGGCUUCGGGCCGGACGAGCCCCCCCAGGCCUCCUCUCUGCGCGGGCGGUCCUACACCGGGAGGGGCCGCGGCCGCCGAGGGCCCAACUACACCUCCGGCUACGGCACGAACUCGGAGCAGUCCAACGCCUCGGAGACGGACUCGGAGCGCAAGGACGAGCUCAGCGAUUGGUCGCUGGCGGGGGAGGAGCCGGAGCGGAGGCCAAUGAGGGACAGCAGGAGGAGGCCGGGGGGGCCGGGGGGGCCGGGGGGGGCCCGGGGGGGGCGCGGGGGCCCCAGCACCCGGGGCAGGGGGGCCGGGAGGGGGGGCUCCACCUCCUCCAUCAGCUCAGUGCUGCGGGACCCGGACAGUAACCCGUACAGCGUGCUGGAUCACACGGAGACGGAUCAGACGGCGGACACGGACGGCAGCGAGUCGCAGCCCCUCCCAGCACGCCGCCGCCGGUCCCGCCGCCGCAGGACGGACGAGGACGCCUCGCUCAUCGACGGCCUCAGCGAGUCCGACAACGGCUCGCUCAGCGAGAACGGCAUCGAUGAUCCGGACGCUAAGCAGGAGCGGCGUAACCGUAGCCGCCGGCGCCGGCUCCGCCCCCCUGAGGAGAGGCAGCCAGUUACAGUGGCGGAUUACAUAUCGCGCGCAGAGUCCCAGAGCCGGCAGAGGAACGCCAAGGAGCUGAAGAAGAACAAGAAGGAGCUGGGGCAGGUGGAGUUCAUCGAGGAACGUGGCCCUUCGGCUGCGACCACCACCCCCAACGGCUCUGUCAGCCAAUCGGAGGGGCCGGAGAAAGCGCCCGCCGUUGCCACGGAGAGAGCCGGUUACCACGGAGGCGAAGACCAACCGGCGGUCCUUAACGGGGUUUCCUAAAAUGGCUCUCAGUAUAACAACCAUAACUUCUACAUUUAAAAUAGUGCUUGUACAAGCUUGCCAAAGAUAGACCUGUGGACUUCCAGAAUCUUUACCGCACUUUUUUUAGUUCCGUCGUAUUGGAACCAACAGGGGAUCGAUCCGGAUUUCAUACAAACUGAACAGAAAGUAUAAACAAAAACGUUACACCUAGUAUGUGUGUUCUGAGUACAUGAACAGAUGUUGUGCCUUCAGAGAGUAGAUUCUACAUUAAAGUUGGUUGGCUGUAGAAAAAAAAAAAAAGAAAAAAAACAUAACUUUUGUCAGAUACGGUGAUGAUGGGAGAAUGCCCAGACAUCCUAAUAUUUGUUAUGAAGAACGUUAGCGGCUUUUGUUACGUUUUAAUAUGCAACCACUUCUUCAUACGAGGAAAAACAAAAUAUAGAAAAUGCAGUCUGAACGGGGUUGGGGGGGAAAUUUUGCACUGAAUUGUUACUUUCCCAUUAGAGUUAGUCUGGAAACUGGUCUGUUCUCUUUGUUGUCAUUUUUUUUAAAACACUGUCAGGAAAAGAAAAAAAAAAAGAAACAAACAAACAAAACCUGCAGAGUCCUGGAGGACUGGACUUCGCUGGUCUAUCGUCUGCGGGGGCACUGGAUCGAUAAUGGCGGAAACUUGCGCAAAAAAUGGGCUUUGUUUGGUUUAUUUAUUUUAAAAAUGUACAGUAUUUAAAAAAUUAAGCUGUUCUUUUAAACACUAAACUGGCAGAAAGUGUUUUAAUGCAGGUUGUAAUUUGGACUACUGAAAGAUCAAUUUCCAGAUUUUGUUUGUUCUGUAAACUACAUAUGUUAGUCUGUAUGGGUUUUUUUUUUUUUUUUUUUAAUGAUCAUUUUGGUUGUUUGAUGUGCAAUAUGUUUUGUAUGCCGGUAGUUCUUAAAUAAAACUUGAUCUUCCA